Fundulus heteroclitus (mummichog) is the source of this 1042-nucleotide messenger RNA. RefSeq names its product atonal bHLH transcription factor 7 (gene atoh7). The coding region runs from base 102 to 602 and encodes 166 amino acids. The transcript has a single exon. Gene Ontology annotation, molecular function: protein dimerization activity. The record is from RefSeq and is a predicted model, not a curated record. Gene Ontology annotation, biological process: neural retina development; regulation of DNA-templated transcription. Lineage: Eukaryota; Metazoa; Chordata; Actinopteri; Cyprinodontiformes; Fundulidae.
UCUUCUCUGUCUCCAGAUCAUCUCGGAGUCUUCAGACUAUCCGGAGUUACACGAGUCGGACUCUCAGCUUGGAACAAAUCAAGACCUUAAAAACCCGAGGAAUGAGCUUUGAAUCCGGCCCCGGGAGCCUCUUCGUCUUGAAUCUGUCCGACCCCGGUUUGUCCGCAGCCAUGAAGUCCCGCCGGCCCAGCUGCACCGACUCCGGGUCCGAGUCCUCGGAGCCGGACUCCAAGAGCCCGGAGAAAUUCGAGACCGCCACGAGGCGACGGAUGGCGGCCAACGCCAGAGAGAGGAAGAGGAUGCAGGGUCUGAACACGGCCUUCGACCGCCUGCGCAAAGUGGUGCCGCAGUGGGGGCAGGACAAAAAGCUGUCCAAGUACGAAACCCUGCAGAUGGCCCUCAGCUACAUCGUGGCCCUCAACAGGAUCCUGACGGACCCCAGGAGGCACGCGGCUCCUCGCCGGCAGUGGCUGGACCUGCAGCUGGACGUUGUGCCGCCUGAAAGCUACCCGUGCCUGAUGAGGUACGACUGUGCUGCAGGACAGGAGUACGUCCACUCGUCCUUUCCUUACGAGUUUGACAGCCAUCACGUCCACGCGUGAACCGCCGGCCGGAGGACAACCGGACAUGUUGCUGGACAAUGUGGACGUCUUCCCUCUAGUCUGGGAGACAGUAAAUACAUUUGUAUUGCUUUAUCUUCGUCGCUGUAUUUAUUUUUUGCAGUUUGUUGAGCCUCAGAGAGGCUUUUGAUUUUAUUUUGAAAUCUUUGUCGUGUUUUUUGAUAUAAAAACCAAGUCCUGCUGAGCAAAUUCUUGUUCAAAUUAUAACCGUAAAAGAGCUUGUAGGAGGAUUACGACUGAAUGAUUAAAUGUAACAUGAGGUAUUUUUGAUACGACCGGGGGGGAAAAAAGAGCAAUAUGGUGCAAUCUUUGAUGAAUUGUGAGACAAUCAUUGUGGUCCUACAGUUAAGAUGCCGUGUUUGUAGAGUUUAAAUAUAGAUUUUAUUUUUUUUCACAAACUUCUAUUUUGUUUAAAAGAUUUU